Messenger RNA from Mitosporidium daphniae, 884 nucleotides. RefSeq lists its product as uncharacterized. Lineage: Eukaryota; Fungi; Microsporidia. The record is from RefSeq and is a predicted model, not a curated record. The transcript has a single exon. The annotation marks the transcript as partial.
AUGAACAAUGUUGAUCUGCACAGGAGAUUUCAAUCAAUUUCUGUAGCAGUUCGCAAAAGCGUGCUCUCCAAACCGCAGUAUUCGAACGGGAACAUCCGUGCGUUUACCUCAUUGGCAUGCAAAUUUGUGCAUGAGCUAGUGACGCAUCCAGAUUUUUCUCAUAGAGUUGUGGUUUGUGAAAUGCUCGUUGUAGCGUUGUUGGCUGCUUUUCACACAGCACUGGUUGAAUGCUCUUUUCCGGACAUUCUUUUGGUUCAAAUAAUUUUGUUUCUUAUUUUGAGUGUUCUAUGGUAUUUUAAAUGGCGUUCAAUUUGUAGACCGCUAGCAAACCACUCCAAGAUUCUCAAAAUUUGCAAGUUUCUUGAUUUUCUACACGAAUCGGUAAAAUCCAACGAGGCCGUCAUCUACCCCAUUGUGUUUACGGAGCCUUUUUACCCUGCGCUGCAAUUUGUCAGGAUAUACUCGAACGCCGGCGGAGACACUUUGUCUUGGAUUCCCUUUGAUCUUUGUUCGCCUGCUGAUCUAAUUUCAUUGAACGAUCUUCUGAACCUAUCUAACAUCGAUUCCUCCGUAUUGACGCAAAUUGACCACCGCAGCAAGGUGGUAAAAAAAAUCAACGGCAAUGUGAUGCAUUUUUGCAAAAUUAAUGCAUUCCCCUUGUGUUCCAAAAUCGAUAUCUUAUCAAGCAAGCAAGGUGGCAUCAAUGGUAAGACAGCACUUGUUUUUUCUAGACGGGAACCCCGAAAACAUGUUCAAAAUGCAAUUUUUGGCACACGUUAUCAAGGCAUAUCCUUUCUGUGUAAAUCGAUCCCAAAUCUUGCUGAUUUUUUUGUUUGCUUCGCUGCUUGUGAGUUUUGCUUGGCAUUAUCAAAAGCGCUCGCUCG